AUGGGAGAAAUUGAGAGAAAGGAAAGUAAAGUCUUCUUCAUAGAUGGUACGGGGAAGACAUAUCUCUAUCGUGCUAUUCUGGCGACUGUUAGGAAAAAUGGUGGUAUUGCGUUAGCAACAACCACGUCGGGAAUUACUGCUACUAUGCUACCUGAUGGGAGGACAACACACUCAAGGUUUCAACUUCCAAUGACACCAGCAUCAACUUCAAUGUGUCGUACGAAUAAACAAACUGAGCAAGCUAAACUUUUGAGGCAUGCUACCGUCCUUAUGUGGGAUAAAGCUACAAUGGCGCAUCGCUAUUCUUUGGAAGUAUUUAAUUGGAUGAUGAGAGAUAUCACAGGGGUUGCUGAACCAUUUGGUGGAAAGAUUCUAAUCAUGGGAGGUGAUUUCCGUCGGGUACUACCAGUGAUUCGAAGGAGUACAAGGGGACAAACAGUCGAUGCAUGUCUUAGCAUGAGGAUAAUUCAAAAUGAUAUUGAGUUACAUUGCAUUCUUAGCAGACCACAUUUGUGGGAAAAUGUAAAUGUUUUACAUCUGAAGAAGAAUAUGCGUGCAGCCGAGGAUGUAUCUUAUUCUGAGUUUUUUAUUCGUGCUGGUAACGGGGAUGAACCUUGCGUUGCUAAUGAGAUGAUAAAGGUUCCGGAAGAGAUGGUCAUACCAUGGGUUAGUGAUGCUUCUUUGUCUCAGCUGAUAGAUGUAACAUUUCCAAACUUGGUGGAAAAUGCCAGAGAUAGAGACUACAUGGUCAAUAGGGUAUUGAUCACACCAUUGAACGAAGAAUUAGUUGAUAAUAGAGAAGGUGUGUACACAUUCCAUGUUCAAGAUGACAUCUACCAUAGAAUAGGCAGUCUUCUACCUCCCGUGGUUGAAAAUGAAACAGAUCCUCCAAGUACAGGUCGUCCCAUAUAUAUACAGAUGUAUAUUAAUGAUACAGAUAACCAGAUUAAUUGGAGAAUGAAAGAAGGUGGUGAAGAUCUAAACAGAGAGGUGAUGGAGAAGUUGAGGAUAAUUCUAGAUACACAUAAUAGGUUCGUGCAUGUAAUCAGGCCACUUGCACAACGAGAAGACAUCCAAAGGUGCAAGCUGGUGAUUAAAGAGCAACCUAAGACCGAGAAUUAG
Messenger RNA from Papaver somniferum (opium poppy), 1122 nucleotides. RefSeq names its product ATP-dependent DNA helicase PIF1-like. Gene Ontology annotation, biological process: DNA repair; telomere maintenance. The record is from RefSeq and is a predicted model, not a curated record. The coding region runs from base 1 to 1122 and encodes 373 amino acids. Gene Ontology annotation, molecular function: DNA helicase activity. Lineage: Eukaryota; Viridiplantae; Streptophyta; Magnoliopsida; Ranunculales; Papaveraceae. The transcript is spliced from 3 exons.